Molecule: messenger RNA, 1268 nt
Organism: Galendromus occidentalis (western predatory mite)
Lineage: Eukaryota; Metazoa; Arthropoda; Arachnida; Mesostigmata; Phytoseiidae
Product: neurotrophin 1
Exons: 7
Coding region: 21-872 (283 amino acids)
Biological process (GO): central nervous system formation; innate immune response
Cellular component (GO): extracellular region
Molecular function (GO): growth factor activity; Toll binding
Source: RefSeq, a predicted model, not a curated record
CUCAGUCGAUUGGCACCGUGAUGAGACGUGAGGUGAGGUUCGCUGUUAUCCUUGCCCUAGUGGCUUGCGCUCGGGAUACUCUCGCAUCGCACUCUCAUAAAGAAAGGAUAUAUCCAUCGGGAUCUGGAUCGGUGAUUGUCGUCUACAAGAAAGACCACGGUGAUCACAAAGAUAGCCACUCGUCUUCCUCACGCGACGGAUAUACUCCUUCCAUCCGCGGAGGCCAUAGUCGGUUCUUGGACGAUGAUCCAGCACGUGGGGAUGAAUUCCGUUACAUCAAGGCCAAGGACAUAAGUGAGGGACCGCAUUUGGCAGCCCCGGGCAAGACCCCAAACCUCCUCCCGACUCCUGGAUUCAUAGAAGGAAGGCCCCACUGCGCCCGCGAGCUCGAUCUUUGUGCUCACAAUCAUGACUAUCCUCUAGACAAAGUCAGUGUCAUCGUAGACCGCUUCUACUCGCAUACAUACGACCUCUACCACUCUCUCUAUCAAACCCCUCCGCAUGAGGUUCAAUGGGUCGAAAAUGUCACGAACGCUUACACGCAUGAGAAACACCACGGAGACUUCGCUUGUAAAUCCGAAGCCACAUACCUGAGGAUCGGUUGGGCUAAGAACUACAAGGGUCACUGGAAAGCCGUCGUCAACACGGAACGUUUCCCACAAACGGCGCGCAUCGAAAAAUGUAAAUAUCGCGAGAAACCCUGCGACUACAUGCCCCCGUGCUACAAAACUUCAUGCAAACAGCGGGAGAUGCUUUACCCUCUGAUCGCGGUCAAUCCCUACGAUUCGAGUCAGAAGCCCCUCGUUGACCUGUUCCCUCUGCCGAGUGGAUGCGUCUGUUAUGUAGACGACACAUUCUUCCACAAGAAGUAGCGUCAGAGUCCAACGCUUCUAUCAGGUCACAAACCCCAUCUUCGCACUGAACGAGGGCUGUUUUGCUCAAAUGCUUGAGAGCUAUUUUCUCGCAAGAAUCACGGACGGAAUGCCGCAGUUUUCAUUGGCCUUCUCCCGAGGAUUGAUUCAUCUGUCUACGAAUUCGAUGGAGGUAUGAAUCAAUCUCCGGAGCUCUCCACGAGUCGAUCUCUCAAAAACUGACCCCCCCAGAUCGGAUCGGAGGGGGACCUCAGGAACUGUCAAGACGACCCGAAGCCGACAUUUUGAUCUGAGUGCUCGAUCGAUCGGUACCACGCUCGAAUGAGGAGCUGUAAUCCAAUUGAAAAUUUCAACGGAGGAAAUUCGUGGCUCAAGUUUGGUUCCUAAUAAAAAUAU